AUGGGUUGGGUCACUAUUGUCUUACUUACUCUGCUGGCAGGGUCAAGGUGGAAUGACAGGGAAUUGAAGUUUGCCCGGACAGUCAUUUUCACUGUGAAGGAGAUCAACAGAGAUCCUAAGCUCCUUCCUGGAGUGAGUCUGGGCUACAGGCUGUACAAUGGCUGUGGGAGUGAAAACCUGAUACGAGCAGCUAUAGAAGCUGUAAACGGGGAGGAUUCAAAGGGCUGCAGUGCUCAGAUCCAGGCCCUCUUAGGCCAUUCAUCCUCAGGAGUGAGUAAAAACAUUAACAACAUCCUUAGCCCGCUAUCCAUUCCACAGAUUAGCCAUCUUUCAACCUGUGCUUGUUUGAGUGACAAAAGACUGUACCCAACAUUUUUCCGAACUGUGCCAAGUGACCGCUACCAAAUCAUUGGUCUGGUGCAGCUUAUGGAGUUCUUUGACUGGCGCUGGGUGGGGGUUAUUUACGCUGCCGGAUCGUUGUAUUCAAAGAAGGGUACAGCUGAAUUCACAAAGGAGGCAAUGAAAAGAGGCAUAUGUGUUGAGAACUCAUUACCUUAUUCUAAGACAUCUGAAGACACGUUCAAGGUUAUUGUAGAGGCACUAAGGGAAUCCUCGUCAAAGGUGGUCCUGUUGUUUAUGUCCUUGUCUUACACCAAAUCAUUCCUAUCAAAAAUCGAGGACUAUAACAUAACUGGGAAGCAGUGGCUUGGCGGUGAGGCGUGGAUCACACAACCAGACCUGGCUUCUGUGAAGAGAAAAAGCAUUUUGCAGGGGGCAAUGGGCUUUGCCCUCCCUGAGGCAUCUAUACCAGGCCUCGGUGAAUUCUUACUCAGCCUGAAGCCUUCCCAUGAACCUCAGAGUUCUAUAGUUAAGGCUUAUUGGGAAAAGUUCUUUGACUGCAGCUUUUCUCCAUCAAAUACCUCCACUGCCUGCACUGGCACAGAGGAUCUCAGCACAGUCUCCAGUGACUACACAGACGUGACACACUUCAGGGCUGAGAAUAAUGUGUACAAAGCCGUAUACUUGGUGGCAUAUGCCAUUCAUGCACUAUUGCAGUGUGAAAACGGCUUAAAUCCCACCACGGGAAAGCCCUGUGUGAACAAGAGCGAAGUGUUGGAACACAUCAAGUAUGUGAACUUCACAACACAAAACGGGGCCAAGGUUUUCUUUGAUGAAAAUGGAGACUCAGUCGCCCAGUAUGACCUAGUUAACUGGCGGAUGAAAGAAAAUGGCUCUGUUGAGAUUGUAAAUAUCGGUCAAUAUGAUACGUCUUUUCCAGACGGGGAAAAAUUAAAACUAAAAGACAGCUCCAAAAUAGUUUGGGGAGCAAACAGUAAUAAGGUGCCGAGGUCUGUCUGUAGAGAACCGUGUCCACCAGGGACUCGCAAGGCCACCAACAAGUUUAAACCUGUGUGCUGCUUUGACUGCUUUGAGUGCCCAGAGGGAACAAUAAGUAAUCAGACAAAUUCUCCAGACUGUUUGAUUUGUCCACCUGAUUUUUGGCCAAAUGAAAAGAAAGACAGGUGUCUUCCAAAACCAACUGAAUAUCUUUCCUACAAAGAAAUCAUGGGAGCCCUUUUAACUGUGUUUAGCUGUCUUGGUGUAUUUUUAUCCCUUCUGACAUCAAUCAUUUUUUUGACUCAUAAAGAGACUCCCAUUGUAAAAGCCAACAACUCUGAGCUGAGCUUCCUGCUGCUAUUCUCAUUAAAACUGUGUUUCCUGUGUUCUCUGACCUUCAUCGGCCGGCCCUCUGAGUGGUCCUGCAUGCUGCGACACACAGCCUUCAGCAUCACCUUUGUCAUCUGUAUCUCUUGUGUACUGGGGAAAACAAUUAUAGUGUUAAUUGCCUUCAAGGCCACACUUCCAGGAAGUAAUGUGAUGAAAUGGUUUGGGCCGACACAGCAGAGGCUCAGUGUUCUGGGUUUCACUCUCAUUCAAGUUGUGAUUUGUAUUCUUUGGCUGACAAUCAACCCUCCAUUCCCAAAGAGGAACAUGAAGUACUAUAAAGAAAAGAUAAUCUUAGAGUGUGCGCUGGGUUCAGCCGUUGGAUUCUGGGCUGUGUUGGGUUAUAUCGGAUUCCUUGCUCUAUUGUGUUUUAUACUUGCUUUUCUUGCUAGAAAGCUGCCAGACAGCUUUAAUGAAGCCAAGCUGAUCACCUUCAGCAUGCUGAUAUUCUGUGCAGUCUGGAUCACCUUUAUCCCAGCAUAUGUCAGCUCUCCUGGGAAGUUCACUGUAGCUGUGGAGAUAUUUGCCAUUUUGGCAUCCAGUUUUGGUUUGCUGGUAUGCAUUUUUUUCCCAAAAUGUUAUAUUAUUAUCUUUAGGCCAGAAAAAAAUUCAAAGAAACAUUUGUUUGGGAAAAUACCACCUCGAACUCUUUAA
This is a messenger RNA of Centropristis striata (black sea bass), 2379 nucleotides long. Its product is annotated as extracellular calcium-sensing receptor-like. NCBI's taxonomy places the organism in Eukaryota, Metazoa, Chordata, Actinopteri, Perciformes, Serranidae. The transcript is spliced from 6 exons. The record is from RefSeq and is a predicted model, not a curated record. The coding region runs from base 1 to 2379 and encodes 792 amino acids. Gene Ontology annotation, cellular component: membrane. Gene Ontology annotation, biological process: G protein-coupled receptor signaling pathway. Gene Ontology annotation, molecular function: G protein-coupled receptor activity.